AUAGAACCCGAAGCUUUUUAGCUGUAGUGAAUGAAAAAGGGAAGACCACCCUUCCCGCUCAUUCCCAAUUUCCCCUUCUUCACCUCACAUGGACUCGGCGGCAAAGGAUGAGCAACCUGCUCACGUCAAACACUUGGCGGCAUUUCUCAUCCGCCACCACUCUGACCAGCUUCACUCCAUGGCUCUUUCCCAAGACCCGAAGCUUCAUUUCCCUCUCUACGUCAAUUUUGCAGAGCUCAUGGAUGACGAUCCUCCGCUUUCACACCUCGUCUUCUCUCAACCCACCGAGUACUUGCGGCUUUUCGACGAGGCGGCUGUUUGGGCUCAUAAAGUCAUAUUGGGGGAUUUGAAUGGUUCCAAUAAAGGGAUAAAGAAAGAAUUCAUUCAUGUUCGUAUCAAUAUCAGCGGUUCACCACUUGAAUGCCCUGAGACUUUUCCGAGCAUUGGGCGUGUGAGAGUCAAGCAUCGUGGGAUUCUGCUCACUCUCAAAGGGACAGUAAUUCGAUCUGGAGCAAUCAAGAUGUAUGAAGGAGAGAGGAAGUAUAUGUGUCAGAAAUGCAAGCACGAAUUCCUGGUUUAUCCUGAGCUGGAAUCGAGAAACUCCAUAAAACUGCCAUCAUAUUGCCCCUCCCAGAGGUCUAAACCCUGUGAAGGCACAAAGUUCGGGCAUUUAGAAGGUUCUAUUACAUGCCAUGAUUAUCAGGAAAUUAAAAUCCAGGAGAGCACACAUGUACUGGGUGUUGGGGCAAUUCCUCGCUCAAUUCCUGUCAUUCUAAAGGACGAUCUUGUUGAUAUUGUUAAAGCUGGAGAUGAUGUUAUUGUUACUGGGAUAUUAACUGCAAAGUGGUCUCCAGACUUAAAAGAUGUGCGUUGUGACCUUGAUCCUAUAUUAAUUGCUAAUUAUGUUAGGAGAACUAAUGAGCUGAAGUCAGAAAUUGAUAUACCUGAUGAUGCUAUUAUGAAAUUUAAGCAGUUCUGGUCUGACUUCAAAGAUACCCCUUUGAAAGGGCGAAACGCCAUUCUACGAGGCAUUUGCCCACAAGUCUUUGGACUCUUUACUGUAAAGCUUGCAGUAGUGGCAUUAACACUUAUUGGAGGUGUGCAACAUGUUGAUGCUUCUGGGACAAAGGUUCGAGGAGAGUCUCAUUUGCUUUUGGUUGGUGAUCCAGGUACUGGAAAAUCUCAAUUUUUGAAGUUUGCUGCAAAGUUGAGCAACCGAUCUGUUAUUACAACUGGAUUAGGAAGCACAAGUGCUGGAUUAACUGUCACUGCAGUCAAGGAUGGCGGCGAAUGGAUGUUGGAAGCUGGAGCCCUUGUUUUGGCAGAUGGUGGGCUUUGUUGCAUAGACGAAUUUGAUAGCAUGCGAGAACAUGAUAGGGCAACCAUACAUGAAGCAAUGGAACAGCAGACCAUAAGUGUUGCCAAGGCAGGUCUUGUGACAACUCUCAGUACUAAAACAAUUGUUUUUGGUGCAACCAAUCCCAAGGGACAGUAUGAUCCUGAUCAAUCUUUGUCUGUCAAUACGGCACUCUCUGGUCCCUUAUUGAGCAGAUUUGAUAUAGUCCUUGUACUCUUGGAUACAAAGAAUCCUGAGUGGGAUGGAGUCGUGUCAUCUCACAUUCUUUCUGAGGAAGAACCAGACAACGGCAAGCAGGAUGAAGAUUUAGCAAACAUCUGGCCAUUUCCUAUGCUCCGCAGAUAUAUUCACUUUGUAAAAGGGUACUUCAGACCAGUCCUUACAAAGGAAGCUGAAAUUGUCAUCUCUAGCUAUUAUCAACUCCAAAGAAGAUCUGCAACUGGCAAUGCAGCAAGGACAACUGUGCGCAUGCUUGAAAGCUUGAUACGCCUAGCUCAAGCUCAUGCAAGACUGAUGUUCAGAAAUGAGGUCACUCGUUUGGAUGCGAUUACAGCCAUUUUAUGCAUUGAAUCAUCCAUGACUACCUCGGCCAUCGUAGACAGUGUUGGAAAUGCUCUGCAUUCGAAUUUCACUGAGAACCCUGAUUUGGAAUAUGCCACACAAGAAAGACUGAUCCUUGAAAAGCUAAGAUCAUUUGAUGAUUUCCCUGAUGCAAAUAGCACGCGAUAAGCUUGGCAGGUGAGAUGCUUCGAAAGCCUUAUGUACAGAUGACAAACCUAACAUCUUGUAUUCUUUUCUAUGGAAUUAAUUAUGUACUUUUCAGAGUUUUCAUUCUGGUUGAUUUUGCAGUAUUCAUUCAUGCUGAAGUACAUUGAAUGGUCAGUAAAUUAUGAACGUUCAUUCUCAAUGUACAUUCAUUGAUAAGUAUUAGUAGAUUUUGAAUGUACAAUCUGAAUGCAACUAUUAGUUCAUUUUUCAUGUACAUUUCGAAUGAAAAUCCCGUAUGUACAUUAUUUAAUGGAUGUGUAGACUUUAGGUCCAUUAAUAAGACCCUUACAACUUGAGAAAACAGUAAAACUUCCAAUCCUUGUAAUCACAGUUUAUACUUUAUAGAAGUUUUUGCAAACUCAGAAGCUUCUGACC
Prunus persica (peach) is the source of this 2500-nucleotide messenger RNA. Its product is annotated as probable DNA helicase MCM9. The record is from RefSeq and is a predicted model, not a curated record. Gene Ontology annotation, biological process: double-strand break repair via homologous recombination. The transcript has 20 exons. Gene Ontology annotation, cellular component: MCM complex; nucleus. Lineage: Eukaryota; Viridiplantae; Streptophyta; Magnoliopsida; Rosales; Rosaceae. Gene Ontology annotation, molecular function: single-stranded DNA binding; single-stranded DNA helicase activity; ATP hydrolysis activity. Bases 89 to 2086 code for a protein of 665 amino acids.